GAUGUUGCGUGAUGACGUAAGGCGGCGCGGGCGCCAUCCCGGAAGCGCGAGGCAGGCCUCCAGAUGUGCAGGCAUCAGAGGGGAGGAGAAAGAGAUGGACCCCCCGGACUCGGCCUCGAGGGUCUUCUGUGGCCGCUUCCUCAGCAUGGUGAACGCCGAUGACGUCAACGCCAUCAUCCUGGCCCAGAAGAACAUGCUGGACCGCUUUGAGAAAACCAACGAGAUGCUUCUGAACUUCAACAAUCUGUCCAGCGUGCGGCUGCAACAGAUGAGCGAGCGUUUCAUGCACCACACUCGCACCUUGGUGGAUAUGAAAAGGGACCUGGACAGCAUCUUCCGCAGGAUCAGGACACUGAAGGGAAAGCUGGCCCGGCAGCACCCAGAGGCCUUCAGUCACAUCCCGGAGGGUUCAUUCCUGGAGGACGAAGAUGAAGACCCCAUUCCACCCAGUAUCACCACGACCAUCGCCACCUCGGAGCAGAGCACAGGCUCCUGUGAUACCAGCCCUGACACUGUCUCACCGUCUCUCAGCCCUGGCUUUGAGGACCUAUCACAUAUUCGACCCGGUUCCCCUGCCAUCAAUGGCCACAGCCAGACAGAUGACGAGGAAGAGACACGUGGAGAAUAGCCCCUUCCCACAUCCUAGAAAGGCUCGGGGCAGCGGUGGUCCUCCUGGGGUCAGUCAGCUUUGCUGCCCCAUUCUGUCAUAGGCAGGGUCCCUAAUUCCUGCCCCCCUCCUGAGAGCAGGACUUCCCCAUGCCAGGACAUGCACCCCAGCUGGGGCAGUGGGGCUGGCUACAGGUAUCCUUGAGCUCAGCCUGGGCCAGCUUUGAACAGUACUUCUAAAGUCCCCAGACCAAAGCCAAAUGUCCCC
Peromyscus eremicus (cactus mouse) is the source of this 874-nucleotide messenger RNA. RefSeq names its product KxDL motif containing 1 (gene Kxd1). The record is from RefSeq and is a predicted model, not a curated record. Gene Ontology annotation, biological process: lysosome localization. Gene Ontology annotation, cellular component: BORC complex. The transcript is spliced from 5 exons. Bases 2 to 628 code for a protein of 208 amino acids. NCBI's taxonomy places the organism in Eukaryota, Metazoa, Chordata, Mammalia, Rodentia, Cricetidae.